UGAUUUCGAGCUCACUGGUCGCUCUUCUUAGAUCUUUCCAUUCUCACCGGCACCGGCACUCACGAUGGCGACUCAGGCUGCAGCUGCCGCCUCAUUCAAUGGCAACUUAAAGAAAGCUAUGGCAGGUAUCAAGCGUAUCAAUCUCGACGGUCUUCGUUGGCGAGUUUUUGAUGCCAGAGGCCAGGUUCUUGGUAGACUAGCUUCCCAGAUUUCAACCGUGCUUCAAGCCAAAGAUAAGCCUACUUACUGUCCUAACCGCGACGAUGGUGACAUCUGUAUUGUUCUCAAUGCUAAGGAAAUUGCCUUCACUGGUAGAAAGCUCACCGACAAAUUCUACCGUUGGCAUACAGGGUACAUUGGACACCUCAAGGAACGAAGUCUGAAAGAACAGAUGGAGAAAGAUCCCACAGAGGUCAUACGCAAGGCUGUCCGGCGCAUGCUUCCAAGUAACAAUCUGCGUGAUGACAGGGAUCGGAAGCUGAGGAUAUUUGAAGGUGGUGAGCAUCCAUUUGGGGACAAGCCACUUGAGCCAUUUGUGAUGCCACCUCGUAGAGUUAGAGAGAUGCGACCGCGCGCUAGGCGAGCAAUGAUCCGUGCCCAGAAGAAGGCAGAGCAGGCAGAAAAUGGUGGGACAGAUGUUAAGAAAGGAAAGAAGAGGACCCCCGCUCAAGCAACUGCGUAGAAGGAUUACUUCAGAGGAAAGAAGAAGGCGUAGAAGGAUUACUUCAGAGGAAAGAAGAAGGCGUAGAAGGAUUACUUCAGAGUCAUGUGACUCGUUUUAUUAUCUGUAAGCAACGUUCAUAAUGCAGGCGUGGAUAAGCUUUUUUUAAGGCUUUCUUGUUUAUCGAGUACCAGACAAUAGACAUGGACCUGUUUCUGAAUCUCAGACACUGUAUAACACAUGAAGCGAAAAACCAUCUACCUUAAACAUAGAUCUGCUUCUGGUUUUC
This is a messenger RNA of Camelina sativa (false flax), 950 nucleotides long. The record is from RefSeq and is a predicted model, not a curated record. Lineage: Eukaryota; Viridiplantae; Streptophyta; Magnoliopsida; Brassicales; Brassicaceae.